Microdochium trichocladiopsis is the source of this 1422-nucleotide messenger RNA. RefSeq lists its product as uncharacterized. The record is from RefSeq and is a predicted model, not a curated record. Gene Ontology annotation, molecular function: metal ion binding. Lineage: Eukaryota; Fungi; Ascomycota; Sordariomycetes; Xylariales; Microdochiaceae. The coding region runs from base 1 to 1422 and encodes 473 amino acids. The transcript has 6 exons.
AUGAGCGGCAUAAUGGACUUCCUUCCACGAUAUCAGCAGUUUGAGCUCGAGAUAAGCCAGCACCACCAGUUUGUCAAAGAUCUUAUGAUCUAUGCCGAUCAGGUUGAAAAGAAGCUCCAGCAAGAAAAUGCAGACCUGCGUCGGCAACUUCAAGAGGCAAAAUUUGACCUGGAGGAUGCAACAAACUCCCGCCGUGACUUACAACAACGCCUUAUUACUGCGGAGGCCCGUGCUGGUUUUGUUUCCCAGGACGAGGGUGAAUCCCAGGGCCGGAAACCCUAUGUUGUCCUUCUGCUCGAUGGUAAUGGGUUGCUUUUCAAAGAGGAUUAUGUUAAACUAGGUCGCGAGGGUGGCGCUCAGGCCGCGAUAGACCUACGAAAUGUUAUUGCCGCGCAGUGCAAUGACACAACAGGCGAGAUCAAAGUCAUUACCAAGAUAUAUGUCGAUGCCGUAGGACUUAGUCGGCUGCUUCGAAGCUGUGGCUCCGCCAGCAGUGCCGGGUGUGUUCGCGAGUUCAUGCUCGGGUUUUCUCAAGCAGAAACAUCGUUCGACUUUAUUGACGUUGGUGACCAUGGCGAUCAAGUUCGCUUGAAGUUGACCGACUCUGCUUCGUGGCACCUAAAAGACUCGGAUUGUAAGCAGAUUUUGCUUGGUGUAUCACAUGAUCGUGGCUUCACGCCUUUCAUCGAGGGCGUGGUAGCCGAGGAGGAACUCAAUAAACGCGUCACGGUCCUCGAAGGCCAACCAACACAUCAAAAGAUCAGGUCCACGGGCGUCAACAUCAUAGCAUUCGACAGGAUCUUCCGUGCUGACGCGCCAGCCGACAAACCACCUCCUCCCCGGUCAAAUACAUCUAGCUCCUCGGCGGCAGUCUCCACGCCAGAGUCGGUCCCGGCCGCGCCCGCGUCAAUACCGGCGGCGGCCACCUCUGCACCAAUGACCUGGGCGACCAUAACACGAAAAGCCACACCGCCGCCUGUUAUCACGUUGCCAAUCCCGCUGAAGACCGCGGCGCCGGCUCGCUCUGUGAGCGCGAAUAAGACACCGCCGCAGCCGAACUGGAAUCCCGGUCCGCGUGGGUUGGAUGCUCCAAUACCGCUUAACCAGAGCGUCCUCGACACGGUGAAGAAGAGGAAAGAGAGCAGCAAGUUGUGUAACAAUCACUAUCUCCGUGGUCCCUGCACUAAGGGUGAUGACUGCUGCUUUGAGCACAACUACAAACCGAACAAGGAGGAGCUCAAUGCAAUUGCGUUCCUGGCGCGGCUCAAUCCAUGCACAAGCGGUCAGGAGUGUGAUGUGGACAACUGUAUUUACGGUCACCAUUGCCCGAGUGUGGUAAAUAAUGUCUGUGUCCAUCCGUUUUGCAAGUUCCGCGCCGAGGAGCACCCGCCUGGCACAAAGUACAAGUUUCCCCGAGAGUGA